GUUAUGGGCGGUUGUUGGAAAUACUAAAUUUGGAAUUGGUUAUGUUCAUAAGGGUAAGGGAAGGAAGGCGGUAAGGUGUCAUAUUGAAGUUGAUGGUGUUUCCCCCAUUAGGGAAAACCGUUCAUUAGUAGGGAAAUCUAGGGCGUCAUGGAUG
Dovyalis caffra is the source of this 154-nucleotide messenger RNA. The record is from the annotation of a GenBank genome assembly. NCBI's taxonomy places the organism in Eukaryota, Viridiplantae, Streptophyta, Magnoliopsida, Malpighiales, Salicaceae.